AUGGUUUGGCCAUCUGGCGUUCCCUCUCCAGCUCCAAAUAGACGUUCGUUUUCUACCCAGCCAGAUUGGAAGCGACGAUGCGGGUGCAAUUGUCAAAAGUCAUGCCCGUGUAGAUGUCGCUGCAGUUGUAGCUGCCGGUGUGAAGAUAAGUGCGACAGUAGAUGUGCAGGCCAAGGACGUAUCUUGGUGGUCAGCAUCGACGGUACAUCGAAUCACUUCGGGAAAAAGAAUACGAACGUCGUCGAGCUUCACAGCCGUAUUAUCAAAGGUCCCGGACAAUUGUCGUACUACAAUAGCGGUAUCGGAACAUACGCCCCUCCCUCCGCGUGGACGUUCGGGCAUUGGAGGCGGCUUGUAAGCAGUAAAGUUGACCUCGCGAUCGCAUUGCGUUUUGAGCGCAUAGUGCAACGCGCUUACCGAUGGCUCACAGAUCAUUAUGAGCCAGGCGACAGCAUCUUCCUCUUCGGUUUCUCGCGUGGCGCAUAUCAAGUACGAACGCUGGCAGGGAUGAUAGAGAAGGUCGUUGGCCUCAUGUAUCCCGGAAAUAUAGAGCAGAUUCCAUUCGCCUACAAUCUAUAUGCAGAUCAGAAAUUUGAAGGUGGGGAUCUUGCGCCUCAUUUCAAGACAACCUAUUCGAGAGACGUCAAAGUGCACUUUGUUGGCGCUUGGGAUACUGUAUCUUCGAUCGGUAUCACCAGAACUGUGCCUCUUCCUCUUACGGAAACUUGUGACCAUAUCUGCGUCGUUCGCCACGCACUUGCGUUGGAUGAGCGCCGCGUCAAAUUUCUCCCAGAAUACUUUCGGAAAACGAUGCCUCCUUCUGAUGAAGAUACUCAUCUUCCCAAACAGGACCUCCCCACUGAGAAGAAUGAAGUCGCCCAUGAAGGCCCAAAGUACCUCAAGGAAGUGUGGUUUGCAGGAUGUCACUCUGACAUCGGCGGUGGAGCAGAAGAGAACAAGGACUUGAAUCAAGCUGCGAUUCCUCUACUUUGGAUGGAGAACGAAGCCCGCGCUGCUGGCCUGGGGCUCAAGCGACGCAAUGAAAUUGCAUGGGAUUGGAAAAAGCUUCGUGAGAGCAAACCUACAGAGUCUUUGAAGUGGCUCUGGUGGGUCAUGGAAUAUCUACCGAUCAAGCGGUUGACGUACAGGAAUAUAAACAAUGCCAAAGGUUCACUUCCUCAUCGCGGCAAAGGUCGUAUGAUAAUGGAAGGCCAACAUAUACACGCUUCCGUUGCGUUUAAGGAUAAACACUACGCUCCUAAGGCGACUUUGACAGACUUUGAUUUCAAAGAGCUUGUUGGAACAGGGAAAGACAACGAUUCUUCCUGGACCGAACGAUUCGAGCAGAUUCUGGAGAUGGAUCUUUUUGACUUAUCAUAUAUCCCGAAGGCUAUCAGUAGCCUUCAAACCACUUCGGAGAACGGGCUGUACAAUCUUAACCGAUUGGCAUUCACUGCCGCAUCUGGUGGGUGGUGUUGUCAUCGUUCCCCGCCUUACUGA
Molecule: messenger RNA, 1500 nt
Organism: Heterobasidion irregulare TC 32-1
Lineage: Eukaryota; Fungi; Basidiomycota; Agaricomycetes; Russulales; Bondarzewiaceae
Exons: 11
Coding region: 1-1500 (499 amino acids)
Source: RefSeq, a predicted model, not a curated record